Messenger RNA from Argentina anserina (silverweed cinquefoil), 1830 nucleotides. Its product is annotated as NADPH:adrenodoxin oxidoreductase, mitochondrial. Lineage: Eukaryota; Viridiplantae; Streptophyta; Magnoliopsida; Rosales; Rosaceae. The record is from RefSeq and is a predicted model, not a curated record. Gene Ontology annotation, molecular function: oxidoreductase activity. The transcript is spliced from 14 exons. The coding region runs from base 1 to 1566 and encodes 521 amino acids.
AUGUGUUUUAUGUCUUGCAUUAACAGAGGUCCUCAUUUUAGGGAGGGCAACACGGUGGUUACCGGAAACUACUCAACCGCGUCGAUCAAAUUCCAUCUCCUUCGAAAAGAAUUGGCGGCUUUCCAAGCGAUGACGUGGCUCUCCAGAACCUUCUCCACCGCCGCUUCUCGUCCUCUCCGCGUCUGCAUCGUCGGAAGUGGACCCGCCGGCUUCUACACGGCGGAGAAGAUGCUGAAGGCGCACCAGGAAGCUGAGGUUGACAUCAUUGACCGGUUGCCCACGCCGUUCGGUUUAGUCCGCUCCGGCGUAGCACCGGACCAUCCUGAGACCAAGAUUGUGGUGAACCAGUUUACUAGAGUUGCGCAACACCAACGGUGCUCAUUCUUCGGAAAUGUCACUCUUGGAUCCUCUGUCACCCUUCCCGAGCUCCGCGAGCUAUAUGAUGUGGUUGUGCUUGCAUAUGGUGCAGAAAGUGAUAGGGUUCUCGGUAUACCAGGAGAAGAUUUGGGUGGCAUAUAUGCAGCUAGAGAAUUUGUGUGGUGGUAUAAUGGGCAUCCGAAUUCCAGAUACCUUAAUCCUGACUUGACGAGUUCGGAUACAGCUGUAAUUCUUGGCCAGGGAAAUGUAGCUCUUGAUGUCGCACGCAUUCUUUUACGACCAGUAACAGAAUUGGCCACAACUGAUAUUGCUAGCCAUGCUUUAUCUGCUCUUGCGAAGAGCUCUAUAAGGAAAGUAUAUUUGGUCGGAAGGCGGGGUCCGGCACAAGCAGCUUGUACUGCUAAAGAGUUGCGUGAAAUUCUUGGUGUAAAAGAUCUGCAUGUUCACAUAAAGGCAGCUGAUCUACUGAAAACCCCAGCAGAUGAAGAAGAGAUAAAGAAUAAUCGAAUUCGAAAAAGGGUUUAUGAGUUGCUGUCUAAGGCUGCUACUUCUAGACCUUUGCACCCUAGUUCAGAUCCACGUGAACUCCACUUUGUUUUCUUUCGAAAGCCAGAGAAGUUUCUAGAAUCUGAUGAGAGAACUGGUCAUAUUGCUGGUGUCAGGCUUGAGAAAACAAAGCUUAUAGGUGUGAGUCCCGGUGAACAAAUGGCUGCAGGUACUGGCCAAUUUGAAGAUCUUGGAUGCGGAAUUGUUCUAAAGAGCAUUGGAUACAAAUCAGUACCAGUUAAUGGCUUACCUUUUGAUGAUUGGAAAGGUGUGGUUCCAAAUGUUAGGGGUCGAGUUUUAAGUGAUACAUCCGGAGAUCAUACACGGGUAGAGAAGGCUUUGUAUGUAUGUGGAUGGUUGAAAAGAGGACCAACUGGGAUCAUUGCUACAAACCUCUAUUGUGCAGAAGAAACUGUUGCAAGUAUAUCUGAAGACCUUAAGCAAGGUGUGGUGACAUUCUCAUCAUCUAGCUCAGGCAGGGAGGGUCUCCUCCAAUUGCUGGACAACCGAAAUGUGAGAGCUGUACCAUUUAAUAGAUGGGAAAAGAUAGACUCACUAGAAAGAGAGCUUGGGAAUUUAAAGGACAAGCCCCGGGAAAAAUUAGCCACAUGGGAGGAGCUCGAGAAAGCAUCAGAAGAGUAAUUGAAUGUAAAAGGCCGUCUUUCAAGAUCUUCAAUAGUUCAUCGUCUCCCAUCAAUUCAUGAAAUACGGACCCAAAUAUUCUUAUGGAUACAUAAAGUUGUUGUAUCGCACUACGCCACUGCCUACCUGUGCAUGCAUGCCAGCAUAACAAGCUUCGACCAAGCUUAGAACAGGCCCCUAGUUAUACUGAUAUGCUUCGACCAAGCUUGGAACGUUCUAGUUGCGGUUUUAGAUUGAUAGGUACAAAUAAAGCAGAACACUUGG